Molecule: messenger RNA, 4500 nt
Organism: Physella acuta
Lineage: Eukaryota; Metazoa; Mollusca; Gastropoda; Physidae
Product: cell adhesion molecule 1
Biological process (GO): homophilic cell-cell adhesion; heterophilic cell-cell adhesion
Cellular component (GO): adherens junction
Source: RefSeq, a predicted model, not a curated record
AUGAUAAUUCAAAAUACACAGUGUAGUGAUGAAGGAACCUAUUUCUGCUCAGUUACAUAUAUUAAUACUGAAACAGGCAGUUCCAGUUUUAAAAAUAAUUCCACACCUUUGUAUAUUAAAGUUCCUCCUAAGUCGCCAUCCUUUGCAAGUGGAGCAUCACAGAAUGGAGUCCCUGAGGGAUCAUUAGCAAAUAUCACAUGUAAUGCUAAUUGGGGUCGACCAGGCAAAGGAUCAAUACAGUGGAAGUAUUACAGUAAUGGAGUGGAGGUUACCGCAUCCAUUAACCCACAAGUCACUACUAAGUCUGUGAGCCUGCAGUCAGGUGAUGACCCUUGUACAGAACGCUGGGAGAGUAGGACAAGUCUAGUCGCCAACAGAACCUUUCAGAACCUAAGCCUGGCCUGCUAUGUUGUGAACACAGACUUCCCAGUGACACAACCUGAUUGUACCAGUGUUAACUUCUGCAGUCAGACAGAUCCCAUCUCCAUACUGUAUGGCGUAUCUGACAUUACUGUCAACAGUGCUCCACAGUCUAUGAGCUAUGAAGGUGGUACAACAACACUCACCUGUUAUGCUGAUGGUAAUCCUAAACCCAGCUACACCUGGACUAAAGAGGAUGACGUCAACAGGACAUUAACUGGCAUACAGGAUGGAGAUGUCUCUAAACUUGUUCUGACUAAUCUUAGACUUGACCAGGAUGAUGGUACAUACAAUUGUACAGCCUCAAAUGUUGUAUUGGGAGUCUCGUAUUCGACAAGCCGUGAGGUCAAUGUCAAUGUUGUGGCUACAACCACAACCAAGGCUACAACAAAGACAUCAACAACUGCAAGAACUUCCACAAGUGUCACCACAGCCCCUGGGGGGGCAAGUCCUGAGUCUCAGUCAGCUGAUAACAGCCAGACCAACACAAUCAUUAUUGCUGUGUGUGUGAGUGUUGGGUGUGUCAUCAUCAUUGUACUGAUUAUAGUGGGAGUGGUCUGCUGGAGGAAGCGACAACCUAAGAAAACUAUUGAAGAACCUCCAGAGAAACCAUAUAACAACCACACCAACCUGAGUUUCCAGCAUGCACAGCCAGACCUGGUGGCUGAUGAAAAGAAGUUCAACAACCCAAGUCUCAACAGUUCUUUUGACCAGAAACAUGAAGAUGGCCUGCUGUACGCUGACUUAACAUACGACAACCGCCCCAGGAGCCGUAAGCCAAUGGCCAUCACAGAGACCUCGUCUGAUUACUCGUCAGAUAUCCAGAUGCCACAGGUGUAAUCACAGACAGGUCAGCCAUGCAAUAGAUCUGAGGUUUUCAUUUUGAGAACUUAUUGGUUGUGAAAAGUUAGCGUUGUUUUUUUUUACAUAUACAUAUUUAUGAUCAUUUAAUUUUUUAAAAUGGUUGUGUAGUUACUGUUAUUAAGGUAAAGUUUGUUACCUGUGUUAGUGAUGUCUACAGGUUGUGGAUAUUUCAACUCUGUUUAGUGGAAGUUCAUAUCAGUAACUACUGUAAAAAGGUUUUUUUUUAACUAAUUUUAUCAUAUCACGACUAACAGAGCUUAGUUAACACUAAUUAAUUAAUCUAAUGUCAAUACCAAUUUAACAAGAGCUAGUUCUAAUUAUUUUAAUUUCUUUGCAAUAAUUUAAUAAAUGUCACUUGAGUAAUUAAUUACAUAUUGAAGAUUGCUAUUUUUAACCAAAUCUUACUGAUAAAAUGGUUGUAAAUAUUUUUAUUUGUAAUUUUAUUUUACAUUUGAAAAUGCUAGGAAGUAUUUGAUGGAAAGAAACAUAAUAUGAUUUUUAAAUUUUCUUUUUGCUUUAACUGAAGCUCAAACUGAACUAUCAACCGUUAUGUUAUGCAAAGUCCCUGUAUGUUUAAAUUUUUUCACUCUUGUUGUCACAAUAAAUCAACCUCAUUUUCAACAAGCUGAAACAAUACUGUCUCCUUUAGAGGAGAUCAGUUAUAGUAAUGAAUUGCUGACCUUCAGUGUAGACCACUGUAUGGUCUGCCAUCUUGUCAGUUAAAACACUACUACUAGUUGUUUUUUUUAUGAAACUGAACUUUCUUCUAUACAACUUAUACAAAAAUAUAUUAUAUAAAUGCAUAAGAAUAAUUUGCUUUAAAAUGUUAAAAUGUAUUAUUUAUAUUAUACUUUGUUCAUGGAUGAAGGUUUCCUUACAAAAAUAUAAAUGAUGUUUGUGUUGAUUUAUUUUUGUUACAAACAGUGAAUACCUAGUCUUGAUUCAUUUUUCUUUUGUAUUGCAUUCCAUCUACUUCAGAUGAGAUCAUUUUUGUAUAGUAAAAAUUUAAAACAUUAGGGCUCUAAACAAAAAUUACAGCAUUUCUUAAAUUCUGCACAUAAAUUUUUUAAUUCUAAAUUGUUUUACAUUGAACUGGAUUUGAUUUUGUUUACCAGAUAAUGAUGAAAAACUUAAUGUCAUAGUUUUAUUACAAAUUGUAUGCAGAAUAUUUGUGUAUGUAAUAAAAUUGUAAACAUAGCUAUAAACUGCCUUUAAUAUGGGAAAGUAUAUGCCUAUAAUAUUUCUAAAUUAUAUUACGUUUGUUCUUUGGACAAAUUUCAUCAGUUAUUAUUUAAGUAUUUUUAUAUAAAUGUUAUUUUUAAACAUGCACACAUUUUUGUACCUAAAUACUGACAUAAAAUUAAAGGAACUCCAUAUUGUUGCAUAAACUAAAAUAUUGUGUUACUUUAACAGCAAAGUUAAUGAAUCAAACCAAUAUGUACAAUUGAUGCAGUGUGAAUGAUUGCUUAAAACUGUCAUAGUUUGGUGAGACGUGUGUCCUUGCAAUGGUGCACUUGAUUGAAUACUUGUGUGUGCUUUCAUAUGUUGGAUUGCUUGUAAGUUUAUAAAUGCGUAUUUGUAAAUAUACUGGGAAAAUGAAAAACUAAUUAAAUUAACUAUGAAAUAAAAUUUGUUUAGCAUUUGGUAGUAGCAAUAUUAUCUGUUACUCUUCAUUAAUUCAUAAGAAAAUUUUGAGCAUCAGCCAGUUGAGGUUUAACUUUUGAUUUCAUAGAUGUUUUGUAUAGUCUAUUAAAUCAUACCUGCUGUUGACCAUUAAAGAUUUAACCUAAGUGUGUAAAAGAAAUGUUGAUGUGUCUGGAAUUUACUGUGUAAAAGGAUUGUUAGUGUAUGUGUGGAAAUUUUAAUGAGUGUGUGGAAGUAAGUGUGUUAAAGAAAUGUGUGUGAUGGAUUAAGUGUGUAAAAAAUUUGUUUAUGGGAUUAAGUGUGUAAAAGAAAUUCGUGUGUGAGGGAUGUUCUUGCUUCUGAAGCUCACGUGUGCUGUGCUGAACUUUGUACUUAAUUUUUUGCUUCACGCUGCCAUGAUAAAUCAUACCUACAACUAAUGCAUGCUGACUAACAUUGCUGACUUUUAUGUUAAAAAAAAAAUUCAUAUUCUACAGAGCAUCUUUUGUUUAUGUAACUUUGUAUACUGUAAAUAUAAGUAACAUGUGAAUAAUGUAUAUAGGAUCGAAAUGGUUUUCUGUGUAGAGUGUAAAACAAGUGCAUAGCCAUUCACCAAACCACUUGUAAAACAUUUUAUCCUGUCAUAUGUUUACAUAAUACAGUAAAGGGCGCAUUAAUAUUUGGAAAAGUUUCAGUUUGUGUUUAACUACUAGUUUGAACCAUACAAGUGUUGUUAAAGAAGUGUAAAAUUUGUCAACACAUUUUUUUAAAAAGAUUAUUUAUAUUGUUAGUAUUUUGAUGUUUGAUAUUUAGAAAAGUAAUUUAGAUUAUAUUGGUAAUGUUUGCAGUGUAGAGCUAAGCUUGGUGUGAAUUAGACAAAUAGAAUAGCAGUGCAGUGUGUUAUAUUUGCUGAAGUAUUUAUUAUCGCAACAUAAAUUUGUGUGCCUGAUGAAUCCAAUGAAUUUUUUUUCCUUAACUACAUUCCCCAUUGCCUGAACCCUCUUCUAAAAUUGGUUAAAAUAUUGAACCCUGUAAGGGGUACCCAGCUUUCUGAACCCUCUUCUAUAACUGGUUAAAAUAUCAAACCCUGUAAGGCGUAAUGUGUGCCUGAUGUUUCCAUCUUUAGUUGUAACCAUCUCCAACAUUCCUAUUAACCAUCUCUUUCAGUGCAAGGCUAAAGAUACCAAAGCAAUUUAAACGUUACUUAUAUUCCAAUGCUUAUACAUUGUUUUUAAAGAUUUCUCUUUAUUCCCAUGUAAAAAAAAAAGUAUUUUAGAAACAAGAAAACUGUUUUCAAAAUGUUUGACACGCCUUAAAACGUCCUACACAUUCCUUUGAUAAUCCUAGCCACUAAUGGUUUACUUUAAUGUGGGGUGGGAGGUAUACUUUUUUUAGAAAACACUUUGUGUUAUAUAUAUAUUUUAUUAAUAAUCUUAUAAAAGGUAUAAUGUUAUUGUUACUUUUAUAACAACCCUUUCAUUAAUUUCUAUUUCUUAAAUUACUCUACAGCCAUGAAUUCUUUGAAAUUGCCAUUUAUAAUUUUAUGCAAUUUGUAAACAAACAAAAAAAGAAAUGUUAAGUGAAGCUCAAAAA